Coregonus sp. 'balchen' is the source of this 20313-nucleotide messenger RNA. The record is from the annotation of a GenBank genome assembly. Lineage: Eukaryota; Metazoa; Chordata; Actinopteri; Salmoniformes; Salmonidae.
AUGGAAUCCGCUGCGAGGGAGCUCAGCGUCCAGGUACACCUCAGAAAAUGCGCAGCUCCUCAGACGUGUUUGUGUUGCACAAUGCCCCAUAUAGCGCUGACUAAAGGUGAACGGAGAGCCGCGUUCAAUGCUUAUUCUUUUAAGAUCUUCAGCCGCACAACACAGGGAGACCUGCUUGACGCAAAUCUGGUCCGGACACCGCUGUGUCUUCUGAAAUGCUCGAAUUAGCCAAAGGAGAUUGGAUCUGCCUAGCAUAUUGAUACGGUUCAGCUACUGCAUGCAUCCCGGCAACGUCUUCUUGCGCAAUCAUCGACACCUCGGGUGAAACGCGAAUAGCCUACCCAUUUUAUUUCAAAGUCACCGAAUUUUCUACGAAAUAGCGUGUUUUUUGUGCAAAUAUAGUUUUGAUGUUGGUAAAAAGACGCGCAUGCGUUGGUCUUGGAAUAAUUGGGCAGCCUGUGACUUAAGUAGGUAGCAUUCCUGAAAUCUUCGCUCUAAGUCAUCUCUCUGAUCAAAGUUAGUGAUGUGCACGGCUUUGGACCGCGGACGCUGGGGGAUUUUUUGUAUUUUCCUCAUGGUCGCCAUGGUCUGCGGCGCUCAAAGGUGAGAUCCAACGGGUGUGAUGUCUUGUUUCUGCCUGUCUUGCCUGUCCCUUUGCAGUUUAAAAAAAACUAAGCUUCUGAAUCAAUACCAUAUAUUUUCCCUUUAGCGCCAACGAGCCUAGCAACAUGUCAUUUGUGAAAGCUACCGUCGACAAACUGCUAAAGGGGUAUGACAUUCGUCUGAGGCCUGAUUUUGGAGGUAAAUACCUUUUUUUGUGGUGAAGUAUACCCAAUGUUGGCUAAUAACUAAUAACACGUCGCAUGCAGAUUCAUUUGUCGCGUCAGCGAGAUGUCUGAUUAAAAAGCCCCUGAUACCUGUUUUACAUGCGAUUUAAAGGUGCCCCUGUGGACGUUGGCAUGAGCAUAGAUAUCGCCAGUAUCGACAUGGUUUCGGAAGUCAACAUGGUAAGUAGCCUACCCAAUGUUUUUUUUUUUGCAAGGGAGAUGUGCCUCGUGCAACACAUGUUAGUGUGAGAACACAGACCACGUGAUUACCGCUUGGGUAAUUUUCUGCGUAUUUGCGUGUUUCAUGCCACUGUCCUCUAGAUGUAGUGAUAAAUCCUUGUAUUUUUGUCUUUGCCCUUGUUUGGCUACUAGUAUAACGUUUUUCCGUUGACCAAAAUGGUUCGUUGCAUUUCAGCACCAAGGAGAGCUACUGCAAUGUGUGAAAUCCAUCGUAUGCAUAAACUUCCCUGUAGUGUCAAAACCACAUGCGUGUACCUACAUAAUUGUGAGGUCUUACAUAUAUACAUUACGAGCUCUGAUACAGGAUGAAUUGAUGAAGAGGAGACUAAAACAUAGUGCUUGUGUGCAUAUUUGCUGGUUUGGCCUCAAUGCAGUAAUUACAUAACGUUGUCAGUGACUCAACAAGGAGGCCCAGAAAAGCCAAAUUGUGAUUCUGAAUGUGGGCACUUAGUGUGUGCAUAUGAGCAUUGUCAUGGUGCCAGUGAUAUAUACAAAUUAAUGUAUGAUUGGUUCAACUUGUCUUAAAAAAUAAUAACAGCAGGCAUGACUAUAAAGUGUGUGUGUGGCGUGUAUGUACUGUAUGUGCAUGUGUGGCAAGGGAGAAAAUAUUUUGUUCUGCUCAGCUUCCAAGCAAACACUGAGUGUUUAUGGAAUGUUGGGUAGUUCAAUGUUUUCACAAUGCUACAGAAAACUACAGUCUUUACAGUCAUAUUGCUCUGGGAGCUUUGGCAUGUCUGCAACAAUGUUCUGGGAAUGUCAUGGGACUGUUUUAAAGUUGCUCUGUGUGUCUUAAAACUGCUGGAAAAUUGGAUAGAGUGAUGUUCUAAGAAAAUGUUUUGGAAAUGUUGGAUGGUGUGUGGCUGAGUGUUUUGUAUAAAUGUAAAAAUGAGCAGGCAUGUUCAUAAAACCAAACCAUGUUUCAGUGUGUAAGGCAGCUAUAGCUAAAGGAUAGCAGAUACGAAACAUCUAUUUACAACUAGAAAUAAUGUUACAACAAUAAGGUGUAUUGCAACUGCUAUAGCAACACAUUUACAAGUCCCCUCCACAUAACACACAUAUACACUAACACAAACAAACACACACACACACGGAGUGGCCAGACGGAAGCCACUCCUCAGUAAAAGGCACAUGACAGCCCACUUGGAGUUUGCCAAAAGGCACCUAAAGAAUAGGCGAAACUCCCCAAAUACACGUGUGCCAAGCUUGUAGCGUCGUACCCAAGAAGACUUGAGGCUGUAAUCGCUGCCAAAGGUGCUUCAACAAAGUACUGAGUAAAGGGUCUGAAUACUUAUCUAAAUGUGAUAUUUCUGCUGUUAAAAAAAUAAAAAAUGUCUAAAACAAAUUUUACACCUGUUUAUGCUUUGUCACAAUGGUGUAUUGUGUGUAGAUUGAUGAGGGAUUUUUUUUAUCCAUUUAAGAAUAAGGCAGUAACAAAACAAAAUGUUGAAAAAGUGAAGGGGUCUGAAUACUUUCCAAAUGCACUGUAUAUUAGAGUGACGCUAUACACACUGGAAAUCAUGUGUUGGUAGCACUUUAUAAUAACUCCACAUAAUAAAGUAUUUAUAAUAGAUUAGUAAAUAGUUUAUUUAUCAUUUGUUAAUCAUUACUCCCAAAUUUGUAAAUGUUAGUAACCUAGUUAUUCACACAUUUAUAAACAACCUUUAAAUAAUUGAAUAAUGAUUCAUAAGAUCAUUCAUAAGACGUUUAAUAUAGGUCCUUGUGAACCAUUUACUAAUCAUAAAUUAAAUAUGUUUAUGUAUGGACUCAUCUAAAGUGUGGGCUAUUCAUACUUUAUAAAUACUUUAUAAAUGUUUUGAGUGACCAGUGUAAUUUCUCACAAAAAGAUGGACAUGCCAUUGGUAGACGUUCCAGAAGUACCUGAUGCUCCUUAAGGUCUCAAAAUGGCCCCUAGAACAUAUCAAUGGUAAAAGAAUAAGCACACAACACAGGACAUUUAUCCCAAAACAGUCACACUGUUGUAAUAGUGUGAUGUGUAACUUCAGACACACUAUACUGAGUAAAAUAAAAUGUUUAGCCCAAAAAUGCUAACAUAAAUGUUUCUUGGCAGUGACUUUUCUACCAAAACCAAAGUGUGGAUUGCAGUCACUCCUUAGAGCAUUCUAAUCUCGGUUAACCCAGAACUAAAAUCUUGCAUAAUUUGGUCAGCUGCAUGAUUAAAUUCUGGGUCCAUACGUGAUAGAAAUUGGGUGUUCCGGUUUGCGAUCCUGGUACGUCGAAAUAAUCAGGUACGCAAACCCAAACACCGGAACUACUGCUGCUCGUUAUCCUACGCAUUCCAUCCAGUCGCAACAGAUUAAUCGGUUUACACGAGAGAUUAAGAGCAGUCCAUAGACUGCUUACAAGGUAAGGAAACAAAUAUCUGAAUACAUUAUUUCGUGGAUCUAGCCCAUUAAGUUUAUAGAGUUACUACCUUUAAAGGUCCAGUCAAGGUGCCGCUAAACAAAGCUAUGUGUGAAAAUACAUGUAACAUUUCUAGACAAGGGAGUCAUAACCAUCAGUCUGCAAAUCAUAACUGUAGGAAACUCUGGUUAGCCAAAAACACUACAAUAACUCAUGUGAAAAGGUUAAACAUUUGUCCAAUGUUCGUCAUUGGUAGGGUCCCGAAUAGUCUCAUCUCUAUAGUUCUUUCAAACACACAAAUGGUAUUCUUUAUGCUAUUUGUCUCAUGACUCCUGCGUGCAUUGUUGACCAUGACCUUGCUUGUUUACCCGCCCGUGGGACAGACUGUUUGUUCCCACACUCUGACUCACUAUUGGUUACACGGUCUCUUGGACUCCCAUCCUAUUCUAACCACCUCUCGCCGGCUUUGUAUUCAUGUUACCUGAUGAAAUUGCUGUACAAUAUGAUCUUGUUGCCAUCUGAUACACAUUAAAAUGUCAUAAAAAAUGUCAAAGGUCCUAAAUUAUGUCACCAUUGCCCUUGAUUCUAAGCAAUGUUGUGCUGCUAUUUUUAUUGACUUGGCCAAAGCUUUUGAUACGGUAGACCAUUCCAUCCUUGUCGGCCGGCUAAGGAGUAUUGGUGUCUCUGAGGGGUCUUUGGCCUGGUUUGCUAACUACCUCUCUCAAAGAGUGCAGUGUAUAAAGUCAAAGCAUCUGCUAUCUCAGUCACUGCCUGUCACCAAGGGAAUACCCCAGGGCUCGAUCCUAGGCCCCACGCUCUUCUCAAUUUACAUCAACAAUAUAGCUCAGGCAGUAGGAAGCUCUCUCAUCCAUUUAUAUGCAGAUGAUACAGUCUUAUACUCAGCUGGCCCCUCCCCGGAUUUUGUGUUAAACGCUCUACAACAAGCUUUCUCUGCCCUUAACCUUGUUCUGAACACCUCCAAAACAAAGGUAAUGUUGUUUGGUAAGAAGAAUGCCCAUCUCCCCACCGGUGUGAUUACUACCUCUGAGGGUUUAGAGCUUGAGGUAGUCACCUCAUACAAGUACUUGGGAGUAUGGCUAGACAGUACACUGUCUUUCUCUCAGCACAUAUCAAAGCUGCAGGCUAAGGUUAAAUCUAGACUUGGUUUCCUUUAUCGUAAUCACUCCUCUUUCACCCCAGCUGCCAAACUAACCCUGAUUCAGAUGACCAUCUACCCAUGCUAGAUUACGGAGACGUAAUUUAUAGAUUGGCAGGUAAGGGUGCUCUCGAGCGGCUAGAUGUUCUUUACCAUUCGGCCAUCAGAUUUGCCACCAAUGCUCCGUAUAAGACACAUCACUGCACUCUAUACUCCUCUGUAAACUGGUCAUCUCUGUAUACCCGUCGCAAGACCCACUGGUUGAUGCUUAUUUACAAAACACUCUUAGGUCUCACUCCCCCCUAUCUGAGAUACCUACUGCAGCCCUCAUCCUCCACAUACAAUACCCGUUCUGCCAGUCACAUUCUGUUAAAGGUCCCCAAAGCACACACAUCCCUGGGUCGGUCCUCUCUCCAUCUCUUCACUCAAAGACUCAAUCAUGGACACUCUUACUGACAAUUGUGGCUGCUUCGCGUGAUGUAUUGUUGUCUCUACCUUCUUGCCCUCUGUGCUGUUGUCUGUGCCCAAUAAUGUUUGUACCAUGUCUUGUGCUGCUACCAUGUUGUGCUGCUGCCAUGUUGUGUUGCUACCAUGUUGUUUUCAUGUUGGGUUGCUACCUUGCUGUGUUGUUGUGUGUUGCUGCCAUGCUAUGUUGUUGUCUUAGGUCUCUCUUUAUGUAGUGUUGUGUUGUCUCUCUUUAUGUAGUGUUGUGUUGUCUCUCUGGUUGUGAUGUGUGUUUGGUCCUAUACUUAUUUAUAUGUUUGUAAUCCCAGCCCCCGUCCCCGCAGGAGGCCUUUUGCCUUUUGGUAGGCCGUCAUUGUAAAUAAGAAUUUGAUCUUAACUGACUUGACUAGUUAAAUAAAGGUUAAAUUAAAAACAUUAAAAAACAUUAAAAAUGUUCUCUCAAACACCCAUAAUGAAGCAGGUUUUUGAUUGGUGAACCUUUUUAGUAGAAUAAUGAUAAUUCCAAAGUAAUAGAUGUAAUAACAUAGUAAUAUAUCUGUCAUGGAUCAUUAUAUCUGGUUUCAACACCAUUGAUGAACAACAGACUAUUUGCACUUUGACAUACGAAAUGAUUAUAACUUAGUAUCUGUUUUUCCGGUCAUUCAACUGGCUAUUGAGUAUCAAUGACAUUGCCUUCAUACAUUCCACAUUUGUAUAUUUUUUCUCAUUUCUAACAUUUUUGGUUGUCUAAAAGCCAUUCAUCCAAAGAAAUGGGUCCCGUUACUGAGCAGCGUACUACUGAGUUAUUUGUGACAUCCGAUAGUAGAGGGCCUGCAGUAGCUUUCCACAGGUGAGUUGCCCUUCUGAAAUUGCCUUUUAUUCUUGGGUUGUAAAAGGCUUCAUUAAAUUAUAAAUUGUAAGUCACAAGCUUGCACCUGAACAAAGCCUUUUACAUGAUUUACAUUCAUAGCAUUCAUACAUAAGUCAUUUCCACAUGAUAUACUGAAUUUGUCAAGUAAAUGUAGACAGUUUGUGGAGUCAAUGAUGUGCUAUGAAUUGUUUAUUAGGUUGGAUUCCUACUGACAAUAUCUCCUCUGGGAAAAUGGAAGGUGCUGCUUUCUCUGAGCCGGUCCCAGAGGAAUUCUGAUUGGAAAGCCUAACAGCCUGGACGGGUCAUUGAUUGUGCCUCUGUGGCCUCUUCCCGGUUUAGCAUUUUAAUGUGUAUGAGACUGGGAGGCUGGAAGGGGUUUUAUGCUCUGUCUGAUAGAGACAUUUGGCACUGGCUCUCCUUGAGAAAGGCCACACUGAAACGUUGGUCAUACUGGUCACGAUAUAAAUAUCCAUCCAUAAAUUGAUUAUAUACUAUAGUAUGCCUAUUGCUAUUUCAAUGCAUGUACUUCACACCCUGCUUCAGCAACAUCACUGUCACCCAGUAGACUUUUGGGGGUAAGCACUGUAGUCUUGGCCAGGUCAUUACAAUCUUUCCUGGUAAAUAAAGGUUGUGAAUAAAUACCUGACUUCCACUCGACUACCACACUGUAGCAUAUUUGAACACACACUUACCCCACCAGAGAUGCCACCAGGGGUCUUUUCACAGUCCCCAAAUCCAGAGCAAAUUCAAGAAAGUGUACAGUAUAAUAUAGAGCCAUUAUUGCAUGGAACUCCCUUCCAUCUCAUAUUUCUCAAAUGAACAGAAAACCUGGUUUCAAAAAACAGAUAAAGCAACACCUCAUGGCACAAGGCCUCUCCCCUAUUUGACCAGGUCCCAGUUUCUUUAUAAUGUACUGUAAUGUUUGGGUGUAACCUUUUCAGCGUUUGAUGCUUGAAGGAUAGAAACAGUUUUUUUUUGUAGUUAUGAAAAUUGACGUCGCUCAGUCAUAGAGGAUGUCCCUCUUAAUGAAACUCUCCUUUUCUCCCACUUUUGUCAAAUUCUCUGCAGACUUCACACCCCAUUAGCUUUUUGUUAAAGCUCCUCAGCUAAAGCCGCUUGACUAUCCCUGACGGACGCCAACGUGCUUCAAUGGUAUAACCUCAAGUUAAAUACAUUUGUGAUAGAUUAGCAAAGGAAACAUUUAGAGGAGCAAGACACAGCUGACUAAGAUGAUGAUUUUAUUCAAAUAGCUCUUUGGAAAGACUCCAUUUUGAACUAGAAAUUAUAUUCCUUAGAAAAUGAGAUCCGCAAAUGCAAGUGAGCCAAUUAACAGCCAAGUAAUGUUACUGAUAAAAGUAUAUAGUAUGUGAGCUAAUCAUGGUUUGGAAGAGCAGUUUAUACAGUGAGGGAAAAAAGUAUUUGAUCCCCUGCUGAUUUUGUAUGUUUGCCCACUGACAAAGAAAUGAUCAGUCUAUAAUUUUAAUGGUAGGUUUAUUUGAACAGUGAGAGACAGAAUAACAAAAAAAAAAUCCAGAAAAAACGCAUGUCAAAAAUGUUAUAAAUUGAUUUGCAUUUUAAUGAGGGAAAUAAGUAUUUGACCCCUCUGCAAAACAUGACUUAGUACUUGGUGGCAAAACCCUUGUUGGCAAUCACAGAGGUCAGACGUUUCUUGUAGUUGGCCACCAGGUUUGCACACAUCUCAGGAGGGAUUUUGUCCCACUCCUCUUUGCAGACAUUAAGGUUUCGAGGCUGACGUUUGGCAACUCGAACCUUCAGCUCCCUCCACAGAUUUUCUAUGGGAUUAAGGUCUGGAGACUGGCUAGGCCACUCCAGGACCUUAAUGUGCUUCUUCUUGAGCCACUCCUUUGUUGCCUUGGCCGUGUGUUUUGGGUCAUUGUCAUGCUGGAAUACCCAUCCACGACCUGUUUUCAAUGCCCUGGCUGAGGGAAGGAGGUUCUCACCCAAGAUUUGACGGUACAUGGCCCCGUCCAUCGUCCCUUUGAUGCGGUGAAGUUGUCCUGUCCCCUUAGCAGAAAAACACCCCCAAAGCAUAAUGUUUCCACCUCCAUGUUUGACGGUGGGGAUGGUGUUCUUGGGGUUAUAGGCAGCAUUCCUCCUCCUCCAAACACGGCGAGUUGAGUUGAUGCCAAAGAGCUCCAUUUUGGUCUCAUCUGACCACAACACUUACAACCAGUUCUCCUCUGAAUCAUUCAGAUGUUCAUUGGCAAACUUCAGACGGGCCUGUAUAUGUGCUUUCUUGAGCAGGGGGACCUUGCGGGCGCUGCAGGAUUUUAGUCCUUCACGGCGUAGUGUGUUACCAAUUGUUUUCUUGGUGACUAUGGUCCCAGCUGCCUUGAGAUCAUUGACAAGAUCCUCCCGUGUAGUUCUGGGCUGAUUCCUCACCGUUCUGAUGAUCAUUGCAACUCCACGAGGUGAGAUCUUGCAUGGAGCCCCAGGCCGAGGGAGAUUGACAGUUCUUUUGUCUUUCUUUCAUUUGCGAAUAAUCGCACCAACUGUUGUCACCUUCUCACCAAGCUGCUUGGUGAUGGUCUUGUAGCCCAUUCCAGCCUUGUGUAGGUCUACAAUCUUGUCCCUGACGUCCUUGGAGAGCUCUUUGGUCUUUGCCAUGGUGGAGAGUUUUGAAUCUAAAUGAUUGAUUGCUUCUGUGGACAGGUGUCUUUUAUACAGGUAACAAACUGAGAUUAGGAGCACUCCCUUUAAGAGUAUGCUCCUAAUCUCAGCUCGUUACCUGUAUAAAAGACACCUGGGAGCCAGAAAUCUUUCUGAUUGAGAGGGUGUCAAAUACUUAUUUCCCUCAUUAAAAUGCAAAUCAAUUUAUAACAUUUUUGACAUGCGUUUUUCUGGAUUGUUUUGAUAUUAUUCUGUCUCUCAAUGUUCAAAUAAACCUACCAUUACAAUUAUAGACUGAUCAUUUCUUUGUCAAUGGGCAAACAUACAAAAUCAGCAGGGGAUCAAAUACUUUUUUCCCUCACUGUACAUGCAAUAAAAUGUGUUGGGACAUCAUUACGAGAGUAAAUGUGUUGAUUUUAUUUAUUAUUAUUAUAAGGUCGAUUGGCUGCUUACUAUCUAACCCUAGAAAGUUGAAUGCUCAGCAUGUGUACUGUAUGUAAGAAAAUGAGCCAGAAUGCAUCACAAGUGCCGAAUACGAACUAAAACAGAAAAUAGAUAUUUACACAUCCAUCUUAAAAGCACCCAGCCUUGCCUACAUAGACUAGCUAAGUGCAAACGACUUGUUAUGUUAGCGUUGAGUUCAGAUACUCUGUUGAUGCCAACAGUGGUACUGUAUUAUUUUAUUAUAAUGCUAGUAUUGUUUGUUUGCUACAGUGAGAUUCUUCUGAGAGUUAAUGCUAGCCUAAGCAUGACAAUUCCAGGCAAAAACAUAUUUUUUAUUGUAUUCUUACCAAAUAUCACAGAGGGGAGUUUCUGAUACCCUUACUUCUUCAACAAAUCAUACAACCUUGCUAUGACAUUGAAAUUCGUCCGAAAGGCAGGCUGGGCUGUAUGCUGAGUUAGCGCCCGAACAGGGUAAUACCAAAAGGAUUAUACAAGGACAUUUCAGGUCAGUGUCUUACUGCUCUCACUCUUACCGACCUUAGUAAUCAGACAUGCUGUGCUGUCAAAGGCAACUGGACGACACUGAUGUGACAUGAGCUGUAGGAGGUUUGCUGUGAGGUCACAAGGGUCAGACUCAUAUUCUUCCUCUCCCUGAGUUGAGUGGUUGGCUGUGGCAAUAUUUCUGCCUGAGCGACCUUGGACAUUCAUUGAAAAAGGGCUGCUGCAUGUGUUCAGGUCUUGGAUAGCCUACAUUGUUGAAUGUCGUCAGGAUGUCACACUGCCUACAUGACAGUGGUGCUUCCCCAUGGGGCAGUGUACUACAGUAGUAGUAAUAGUCGAGGCUGCAGGAUUUCUGUUCAGUCAAGAAUUAGUAUUUCAAGAGAUUUAAAGGAGUAUUUGAUUAAGUUAGCAUGUGUUGGAGACUUGAAAUAACGGCCUGUGAAGGAUGUGAUCAAGGGAGAGGUGAGCGGUCUUGUUUUCAGACGAUUUGAUAGUCUGAUUUCUGCAGUAUUGUAGCAGCAGAGAGAUUUGAGCACUCUUUGCUCUACUUAAAGACUUUAAGACUUAGUAUUGGGCUGAAAUAGCAGGUCAUUCUCUCCUUGUGGCUGGUGUGAGAUACUGUAAUGUAUUAGUCCUGGUCUCUUUAUCUUUCUGUCUCUCUCCCUUCCUCUUCCCUGCUCUCUCUCUACUCUCUCUCCUUGUCUCUCACACCAACUCCCUUUCCUUUUUCUCUUGGGGUUUUCUUCCUUAAACUGUACAUGCUCAGAUUUUUCAUAUUGCGUACUACACCUAGAUUUGAGUGGUUUGUUUGUUGGACAUGUGAAGGCCUCGCUUUUACAAGCUUGAGUGAUGACAAGUAAAAGUGGUGUUUGUUAGCAAUGUGCGAAAGCUGUUUUGUUAUCAUGGCAACCACAGUGGAAUUGCUUUGACUUUGUCUCACAGUCCAUAUCAUUUCAGAUAUUUUGAAAGCGGCAUCUCCGUUUCUCAAGUUUAGAGCGGUAGGAGUGCUGCCGCAUUCGCACGGUUAGGACAGACAUGACUCUCAUAAAGUGAAGGCCAAACUCAACAUACUGUAGAAGAGACCCAGGCCCAUGGAAGCCCACUUGUGCCAAACUCAAUCAACAGCACAGGUAGGCAGGCAAUAAUCGCUUUAUUGGGUUGUUAAUGAAAAUGCAGGUACCCUAGCUCUUGUCAACAUGUGUCCUAUGUUGCAUUGGUUAGCUAACAAUGUGAUUAUACUGUGUGAGAACUCCUCAUAGGCCUAGUUGUUAGUAUGAGGAAGCUUACGAACCCUCACUACUCCUCCUGUUAUGGCACCUUAUGUAUCUCCACAGCAGCUCCUGUAUUGAGCACCUUAUGAAGCCCUCAUAGCGGCUUGUGGUCAGGAGUUAUUGAUCUGUUUGGGAGAUUGAUGUGUCCGCCGCCUCCUUAGGAUGAGGAUUUAUGUGAUGCUCUGCCGAUAGCACUUCAUCUCACCAGUGAGAAAGAUCAAGGUGUCACGGGUGGGUUCUCAGUUGAAACAACUUCAUCUUAACUCAAAAUCCGUUGCCCAUGCUGCGCCAUGAUCAGGGGUCCAAGCACUGAGGACGCAGGAGCCCACCUGGAUUUGAUUGAAAGUUUUAUUUUAUUUUCCCCCUGGAAAAGAGCAACCAAGGCACUGCACAGUGUGGGUGCAGAGGUUUGAGUCCCACUGCCCCCCCCAAAUUUACUUCAAUAGAUCCUAUGGCGAUUUUCCUAUAGUCUCUGGUACACCAUUUACUGUAUAUUACUGCAGUAACCACAGUAUGAGAGAGUCAUGGGGUGUCUGGUUGGGUCCUUGUACUCUAUAGAUUUAAUCUCUCAGAUGAAAACAGCAAGAAAGUAGGGAGUCACCGGCACUAUAGACUGAGAUGAUCACACAGACAUUGUCUGUUUGUCAUAUUAAAGUUGGGGGGCUCAUUGAUAGGUAUUUACAUUUUAGUCAUUUAGCAGAAGCUCUUAUCCAGAGCAACUUACAGUUAGUGAGUGCAUACAUUUUCAUACUGGCCCCCCGUGGGAAUCGAACCCACAACCCUGGAAUUGCAAACGCCAUGCUCUACCAGCUGAGCUACACGGGGCUACAGAGUAAUAGGUGACAUUUCCCCAAUGCAAGACAGACUGCUGCAGCGGAACUGCUCUCUUUUUUUGUGCUUUCUCACCAUUCAUGCCUGGAAAUAAUGCAGAAGACGAGAGAUGAGACGAGACGUUCUUGUGCUAAGAGCUCUGUGAGAUUAAUUUAAAGCAAGUAACUUCAUUUUAUUUAACCCCUUGGUGAGCCUGAAGCAGAGCAGAUGGGUGAAUGCUGCAUUUAAUCUAAUCUGUCACUUCGGUUCUGUCUGUACUGUCCUGUCCUGUCUUGCACUGUACUCUACUGUACUGUACUGUCCUGUCUUGCACUGUACUCUACUGUACUGUACUGUCCUGUCUUGCACUGUACUCUACUGUACUGUACUGUCCUGUCUUGCACUGUACUCUACUGUACUGUACUGUACUGUCCUGUCUUGCACUGUACUGUACUGUCCUGUCUUGCACUGUACUCUACUGUACUGUACUGUACUAUCCUGUCUUGCACUGUACUCUACUCUACUGUACUGUACUGUACUGUCCUGUCUUGCACUGUACUGUACUGUACUGUACUGUCCUGUCUUGCACUGUACUGUACUGUACUGUACUGUCCUGUCUUGCACUGUACUCUACUGUACUGUACUGUACUGUCCUGUCUUGUACUGUACUGAUACAGUACUGUACUGAUACAGUACUGUACUGAUACAGUACCAUACCGUGCUGUCUAUCUGUAGUACAGUACACUGGGCCUUUUUAUAAAGCAGUACGAGUGCAUCCUUUUUACCAUCUUGUUCUGCAGAAGUGGCCUAUGAAUUCACAGAAUAUUAGUGUGAAGGAACUUUGGGGGCGUCUUGCUGCUUAUUUGUAAGCCUUUUUAGUCAACCAAUGCAUGUUAGAAAGCACUUGUGUUUGGUAGCAAGUGAGAAAAUGAGAGAUCUAGCAUUUCAUCACACAUAGAGGACACACUGAGCCUGUUAACAGCUAGACUUGACCACCGUUCUAGUGUAAUUCCAUACCCAAGUAAGACCCAUUAGACUGGAGGUUAAUGGUUCCCCAUCUGAUUAGAUGUCAAGAGGCAUUUCCUAUAAGGAACAUCACAGGCACUGCCCAGUCAGUGGGAGCGUGGGAUAAAAUAUGAGGCUGCCGACAGUGCGGCACGACAGAGGGCACUCAGGGUUAAUGUUUAAUGGAAUCAUUCUCCCCUGGCCCAAGCCUCUCAGGAUAUCUGGAAGAUAGAAAGUCACGAGAGGAAGAAAGUCUGAGAAAGGCUUUUUCUUUUUCUGCUCUCUUCACCACCAAGAGAAUCUCGAUGAUAGUUUUAUUGAAUUGUCACUGUUUUACCUGUGUAUGACUUCAUGCGGAGGUGUUGGCAUGGAAACAAGGGGAGAGAUGAGACUAGAGGAGGUUAUUGGAUUAGGGGACAGGAAGAGGUGGGUGGGGGGGGGGUGUUCAAAAGCUGUGUACAUCCUUGAGUUCGGGUUAAAUUCAUUUGAGUUCCAGUAGACUCCAUGUCCAAUUUAUUUAGUAAAUUGAUUGAAAUGUCAAUGAAUUUGACACCAUCUCUGGUAUGCAUACAUAUAAAUUCCCUGCAAUGCCUGUCUGUUUGUACAUUCUAUUACGGACACAGUCUUAUCCAAGGACUUAUAACACAGGCUUCAGUCCACUCAAACUGCAAUGUAGUCAGUCGCCUGCAGUAACACAUGGUGACAAAAUCUGAUAAGUUCUUAGUUAUAUUGUGCACCCAAGUUGCACUCAUGUCUCGAUAGGACAUAGACAUUACUAAAAUCUUGAUCAAUAACUAAUUGGCAGUAAAUGUAUGAAAAUAAGACCUAGAUUCAAUCAGAUCAAGUAUUUACCUGGCGAUAGCCGACACCCGCAUAGCUGAUGUUUUGGCGAUGUAGGCUGUAUAGAAAUAAUGAUGCUCAAAUUCAAAAUCAUUAAACAAAAAAAUGAGGAUUUCUAUCAUCCUAAUGGAGGUGUAGAUUACAUCUCACAUUCCAGUGUUCGAACUUGUAAACAAGGCUGCAUGGAAUUUAUCUUAAUGCGACUCCAUGCAGCCAAUGGCAAUGUGCACUUUAGGUAAACGCCAGGAGCUUGUGGAUUUGAAAGCUCAAAUGCAGUUCCACCUCUGACACCGCCAAAACGACUGCUAUGCCGAUGUCGGCUAAAGCGGAUCUGAUUGAAUAGAGCCCUUCGUCUUGGACCUUGAAACAUAAUAACACAGAACAUUAUACAGGUUUUUAACUGCAAGCAGAGCUAACAUUUUUCUGUUACACUAAGCAGGUUGGAGAUUCCUCUGACUUGUGAGAACCAUUUGGUGUGAUCUUCAAAUUUGAUUGAAAGAUGAGUCUUGGGUUGUGUCCUUGACUUUUCUUCAUUGGCACGUCCGACAGCAGAAGGAGCUGCAGAGACCUUUGUCAAAAACUUUCCUCAGUGGGACUGAAUUGCAUAUCAUGUCUGUUUUUGUCAGGGAUCCAACCCCGUUUGGAUAGAGUGUCAGCCAAGAUGGAGGAAUUCCUACAUCGGAAUCCUCUUAUGUCAUCUAAAUAUAUCACAUGCAAGAGCUCAACAAUGGGACAGUUAGACAGCAAAUCGUUACCAAAUUAUAGCAGGAAUAGUCCUAUGCAACAUUUCCACACAAGACACAGGGAACGAUCAGAAGAGUAUACUAUUGAUAGAGAAGAAUAGAUGAAUAGAUGCAGAUGUGUGUAGUCUUUUGAGGGAGCUACACACCAUAGUGGAAUUUGGUGUUUGUGUGUGUUUGCUUACUUGCGUGUGUGUGUGCGUCCAAGCAAUGCACGGAUGAGAACACUGCAAUGAUGCCCAGCAAAAGCUGAAGCAAGUCUGCUCUCAUGCAAUGAACACCAUUCAUCCAAUGAAUAUCUGCAGAUCCAACUUUCUUUCAUCAUGAUUGCCAAAAGCUGCAGAAGUUUUGACAGUAACUAGGCUGGGAGGGAGGACUGCGCCACCAUCUCUACCCCUCUCCUCCCACCCUCUCUCCCUCUCCCUCUAUCCUGUGAUGUAUUACAGUCUGCACCCGUAGAUGGGCAUGGAUUGGGAGGAAUUAGGUCACGAAGAAGCACACUGCAGAGGGGAUAGCGCGGUGCCGACGUGCGUAGGAGAGAGCCCAUGGUGUCGUCCGUGGUGCGGUGAAAUAUGGAGAGGAGUAGAGGCGCACUCACUUAAGGACUGCCAAUCAUACAUCAACAAAGGAAAUGGGAGUGAGAGGAAACAUGCCAAGGGCAUCGCCUGCCCCUGUUUCUCUUCCUGUGUGAGUGUGUGUGAGAGGAAGUCUGUGUGCAGUGCAGCAGCGGACGCUCUGCUUUAGCGCACUCAUAUGCAUAACGGUAUUCCACUCACGUUUAAGACUUUCUGCUGUGGAAACGCUGAGGUGACAGAGUGAUGAUGGGAAAGCGGGCGUCUAGGGGAACAGCUGUUUCUAAUAAUAGACUCCAAGGAACGUGUUCAUCCCCAAUGAGCGACAGAGCUGCAACGCCCCCCUUCCUCUCCUCCUCUCUCCUCCGUUUCUCUGUUCCCAGCCUUAUGAGGCAGCAGUUUCACUUAAAGCUAUGUCAUCCCAGGUUUAUGUUGCUCACUAACAGUUCCUGUGGAUUUCUAAUUCCCCUAUCUGUUAUUUAUUGGUUUGCACGUAGGCUACAGUAAGAGGCUUGUAGCUGUACUUUAUGUAAGAUUACCUGUAUUAUGAUGGUGAUAGAGCCCACAGCGAGCCUUAUAAAUCUAUCAUGUUUUUUAUUCAGGUUGCAGGUUCUAUACGGUCAUUCAUUUGCAAAUCAACUGUAUGUUAUGUUAAUGUUUUAUUUCUUGCUCAUAUCUUAAAGCCCAGUGCAGUUUUGUAUCCUAUUGUACAACAGCUGAUGAAACUAACACUAUAAAUGUGUGAAAAAUGUGAUCAGUGUUAUUUCCUGAUAGUUGCUGGAUGAAAAUACAAUCUACACAGGACCUUCUCAUCAGCAGUUUUUGCAUGGGUGGAGUUUCGGCUUCCCUGGUGACAUCACCAGGCGUUAAGUUAGUAAAUAGACCAAUAGCAAAGAGAGUUCCAAACUUAUUUUCAAUAACAGCUAGUUUUCAGUUUUCCCCUCCUCACUCAACCACUCCCAGACGGUCUUGAUAAGUAGUUUUUUGCUUAAAAGCUAUUUCUGUUACUUUUUGACAAUUUUAAUGGAAAACUGUUACAGUAAAGUACUUAAUUGAUACCCAUAAAUGAUUUGAUACUGAUAUAAAAACGGCUGCAUUGGGCCUUUAAUCGUGCACAUUUGAGUAAGAUAGCCUGUAUUUAAUUUAUUAUAUGGUUAUAUGGACUGAGAGGACCACCUCAAUUGAAGGAUGGUUCCAUCUCCUGGGUAAUAGUGAAAGUAAUUACUGUAACAUCUGCAUUCUAGAAGCAGUUCUCUGACACCUGGUGGAGGGUUGACAGGUACAGAUCUCUUGGCCCUGAUCAUACACGUCAAUCUCAUAUUGCAUUCAUCAUAUUGUCUCUUUCAACUGUCUGAAGAAACUAUUUUUAAUGACCAGUGCAGUCUAAGGCCAAGCAGUAGGCAUGCUUUAAAGCAGACACAUUAUUUAGUGUGUUCGCAUUGUAAAACAUUUAGUUUGUCCAUGAAUAACCAACAAAUUGUUCCUUCAUCUGUGAAUAAGAAAAUAAAAUGUGAAUAUGUAACUCCAAUAAGCUUUUUUCCCAGAAAGUUUAUUUCCCUGAAGCAUGUUCUGAAAUGCCUAUAUAAGCAUCUUUGCAAACUGCAACGAAUGCUGGAAAGCUUGAACGCUGUGAGUGGAAUCUUAACUGCAGCUUUGCAACCCAGAUUAGAUUGAUAGAAACCCGAGUGAUGCAACUCUCCCCUGCCAGCCCUCAGAGAAUGUUACCAGCAGUUAAGUGAAGCAUUUUGAAGUGCUUUUCAUCAAAAUGCCUGCAAGACUUUUUGGAUGGCUGAUAUAAAUGAACUCCAUUCAUUGUUUAUCCUUUGUUUUUGGUUGGCCUUGUUCCUGCUGUCCCGUCAACCGCAAGUCUUCAGAUUGGGAAAAGAUGCCGCAGUGCUGUCACUAAGAUCAAACCGCAGCAGCAGCUCAAAAAGAGCCAAAUUUAAAGACGGGCCCAGAACAGAGCCCUGGGGAACACCUCACUUGACCUUCGAUAAAAGAUCUAAAGAGAGAGCUAAAUGAACAUAGAUAAAGUAUUCAAGCCUGCCAGAUUAAAGUGUUACUAUUAUUUUCUUCAAAGGCAAUGGCAUUUAAUGUAUACUGUAUAUAACAAAGAACUUUGAAAUGAGACAUGGGGAUUAAAAUGUACCGUCAUGUUAGUUUUCUCUUCUCUUUCCCACAGUAUCUUUUACUUUUUGUUCCUCUCUAUAUGUUACUCCCUCUGGAAUUUCACACUGGUGCAAAUGCUGGGUAAAUCUGGCACACCAUUUUUAAUAUCAACGCAGUACCAAAUUACAACAAACACAGUUAAGGUCUUUCUCAUUAAGCUGUUUUGCUGUUGCUGGCACGUCAUUUUCUCAACGACCUUGAGUGAUCUUGAGGACCUUGUGCACCUUGGCAACCGUCUCUGUCGCCUAAUGAUCAGUUCUGUUAUUGUUAUUCCACACCCUCCUCUCCCUCUCUCACACUGUGAUACACACCACUCGAUAUGCAAGGAAGGUUACCCUUUGAUAUCGGACAGUGUGUUUAUGGCAGAGCCAAAAUGUUAGCCCUUCACGUUGCACCUCAGGUUUAUUGACACAUCAUCCUUCUUCUCUCUCAUCGGUAACUUUCCACUGACUUAUCCAAACUAGCUCGAAACCUGACUGAACGUUCAAACUUAGCCAUUGAUAGUCACAACAAUAGCUCAUGACGGCAUUAAGCUCAUGAUGCCCGUGCAUGUAGCUGUUAUAAAGCCUUCAUGCAUCCCUCAAGUAUAAAUGUAAACCGAGAGAACAACAGAACAGAGUAAACAGGUGAAAGAGGCAAAGGUUCAAAGUGAAGUCGGAUUGACGUUUGGGGUGCUGACACAAGGGUAGAGAGAAAGGGGAGAGUUUGAGGGCAGGACUGGAUGGAUGGCGUGACAGGAGUGACCGUGGAGCAGGUGAUGGAGGUAAAGGACUGUAGCUGCUCAGCCUCUCCAAGGAGCAGAGGAGCCAAGUGCAGCGAGCGAGAGUCGACUGUUUGCUGCGCUUAAUAAGAACUGACGUUACACAACAUAAUCCACCUCAGCAGUAUGUGGCCUUAUUGCAGAGUCUGUGGUUGCCAUUUUUAAAAAGAAGGUGCACACUGUGUGAGAGACUGCAGUGCAUCCCCGACUGACAGCAGAGACUCAGUCUGGAGCAUUGGUAACACACUCACACAUACACAUUUAGUCAUACUCUUAAGCCAAACACUCAUGCAGGUAGUCACACACAUACACACACAGACAACCCAAUCAGACAACACACAGACAAAGGACAUACAGUGCAUUCAGAAAGUAUUCAGACCCCUUGACUUUUUACAAAUUUUGUUACGUUACAGCCUUAUUUUAAAAUUGAGGUUUUCUUUUAAAUCUACACACAAUAUCCCAUAAUAACAAAGCGAAAACAGGUUUGUAGAAAUUUUUGCAAAUGUAUUAAAAUUAAAAAACAGAAAUACCUUAUUUACAUAAGUAUUCAGACCCUUUGCUAUGAGACUCGAAAUUGAGCUCAGGUGCAUCCUGUUUCCAUUGAUCAUCCUUGAGAUGUUUCUACAACUUGAUUGGAGUCCACCUGUGGUAAAUUCAAUUGAUUGGACAUGAUUUGGAAAGGCACACACCUGUCUAUAUAAGGUCCAACAGUUGACAGUGCAUGUCAGAGCAAAAACCAAGGCAAGAGGUCAAAGGAAUUGUCCGUAGAGCAGGAUUGUGUCGAGGCACAGAUCUGGGGAAGGGUACCAAAAAAUGUCUGCAACAUUGAAGGACCCCAAGAAUACAGUGGCCUCCAUCAUUCUUAAAUGGAAGACGUUUGGAACCACCAAGACUCUUCCUAGAGCUGGCUGCCCGGCCAAACUUAGCAAUCGGGGGAGAAGGGCCUUGGUCAGGGAGGUUACCAAGAACCCGAUGGUCACUCUGACAGAGCUCCAGAGUUCCUCUGUGGAGAUGGGAGAACCUUCCAGAAGGACAACCAUCUCUGCAGCACUCCACCAAUCAUGCCUUUAUGGUAGAGUGGCCAGACGGAAACAACUCUUAAGUAAAAGGCACAUGACAGUCUGCUUGGAGUGCCAAAAGGCACCUAAAGGACUCUCAGACCAUGAGAAACAAGAUUGUCUGGUCUGAUGAAACCAAGAUUGAACUCUUUGGCCUAAAUGCCAAGCGUCACGUCUGGAAGAAACCUGGCACCAUCCCUACGGUGAAGCAUGGUGGUGGCAGCAUCAUGUUGUGGGGAUGUUUUUCAGCAGCAGGGACUGGGAGACUAGUCAGGAUUGAGGGAAAGAUGAACGGAGCAAAGUACAGAGAGAUCCUUGAUGAAAACCUGCUCCAGAGCGCUCAGGACCUCAGACUGGGGCGAACAGCACAAAAACCCUAAGCACACAGCCAAGACAAAGCAGGAGUGGCUUCGGGACAAGUCUCUGAAUGUCCUUGAGUGGCCCAUCCAGAGCCCGAACUUGAACCCGAUCGAACAUCUCAGGAGAGACCUGAAAAUAGCUGUGAAGUGACGUUCCUCAUCCAACCUGAUAGAGCUUGAGAGAAUCUAAAGAGAAGAAUGGGAGAAACUCCCCAAAUACUGGUGUGCCAAGCUUGUAGAGUCAUACCCAAGAAGACUCUAUUUAAUCGCUGCCAAAGGUGCUUCAACAAAGUACUGAGUAAAGGGUCUGAAUACUUAUGUAAAUGAAUAUUUUCGUUUUUUAUUUUUAAUACAUUUGCCAAAAUUUCAAAAAACCUGUUUUUACUUUGUCAUUAUGGGGUAUUGUGUGUGGAUUGAUGAGGGAAAAAAACGAUUUAAUCAUUUUUAGAAUAAGGCUGUAACGUAACAAAAUGUGGAAAAAGUCAAGGGGUCUGAAUACUUUCUGUAUGCACUGUACACACCCACAGAGUGCCACAGCCAAUAGGCACAUUGUGAACACUCCAACAACAGAGAGCCAAUCCCUCCCACAAACACUAUACACCAAGUACUUUCCUAUUGUGUGCCUAAUCAUCCCACCCCUUCCUCUUCUUCCACCCCCCUAGGAUUACACCAUCACCAUGUACUUCCAGCAGUCCUGGAGGGACAAGCGCUUGUCCUACACAGGGAUUCCCCUCAACCUGACACUGGACAACAGGGUGGCCGACUCGCUCUGGGUCCCUGACACCUACUUCAUCAACGAUAAGAAGUCCUUUGUGCACGGGGUCACAGUGAAGAACAGAAUGAUCCGACUCCAUCCUGACGGAACUGUGCUCUACGGCCUCAGGUGAGUGUAUCAGCAUUAUGUGUUCUUGGGCUCCUGUGUCAGCGUUUUUGUUUCAGGUGUGUGUGUCUUUGUCUUAGUGUCUGUAUGUGACGGGUGGCUGGUUGAAAAACAUGCAACCGUAGCUCUUACACAUCAUCUCUUAGUGUGUGGGUGCUGCAACUCUACUGCAAAAACAUAGGCAAGGAAACCCUCCAUUCCUCAAAGCCCUCUCAAACAGCCAUUGCGCUUUCUCCUCUGCCUCUGAGAGGAAGACCCAGGUGGUGAAUUAUUUAUGGAGCCGUGCUCCCCUGCAGUCCGGAGCACAGCAGCAGCGUAGCCUCGUACACUACAUGCUCCCCUACAUGCUUCCCUCCUCGCCUCUGCAGUGCUGA